Messenger RNA from Cydia fagiglandana, 4771 nucleotides. RefSeq lists its product as uncharacterized. The coding region runs from base 99 to 950 and encodes 283 amino acids. The record is from RefSeq and is a predicted model, not a curated record. The transcript is spliced from 7 exons. NCBI's taxonomy places the organism in Eukaryota, Metazoa, Arthropoda, Insecta, Lepidoptera, Tortricidae.
GCAGGCGCGGUCAGGCGUCCCGCAGACGCCCUAAGUUCCAACUUGUCACGACUUGUCCGACUCGGCCCGACUUGUUGAACUUGUUUGAUCGGGUUGAAAUGAAUUCGGCGAAGUUGGUGGUGCUGGUUCUGUGCUCAAAAUGUGUAGCAGUCAACAUCAAGCGUCUAGAAGUACCGUCCCUCGUCGAGAUCGGCACCGACCACGUUAUCUUGGACUGCGAGCACGACGCCCCGGAACUGCUGCCGGGGUUCAUGAUGAAGUGGUUCUUCAACGGAGCCUCGGGGCUGGUGUAUCAGUGGAUACCGCCUAUGCGGCCGCAGGUCAUAGGCCUGUUGAAAGGAAAGGUCGAUCUCAACUUUAGAAUAUCUGAUGAACCACUGCAAGCGUACAGAGCCAUAAAAAUCGUGAACCCCUCGACGCACCUGAGUGGGAACUACACUUGCGUGGUGUCCACGUUUGAGGAGGAGGAUCGUGAGACCAGCUCCAUGCUUGUCUACAGUCCAGGCAAAAAUUUCCACUUCGUACAGGAGAAGAAAUACGUGUUCUUAGUGACACUCACAUGCGCCGCGGAGGACUUGUAUCCCAGGCCGACCAUGACAAUACUCUCCAAAGGAAUCCCACUAAAGCAGGUGGAAACCCGAACGGAGAUGGACUCGUGGGGCAUGUACUCGCUCACCAGCACAGCCGUCGUGCACGAUGACGACGUACCUCGGCCGUGGGAGCAGUUCGUGUGUCUCCUGACCCUGCCGCCUGCCAACUAUACUACUAAUCGAACCACUUUGUACUACCCAGGUUUAAUGCCAACGGCCUACAGCGCAGCUAUUGAGGUGGUGAAACCACAGGAGAGGCACACUAAUAAAUGCCCCGCUCUGAGAGAUCAUCGCGACAGCUUCACUAUUUCAGUGCUGCUUCUGACUGUUUCAUAUUUAAAACUUUUUAAACUCGUUUGAAUGUCAAAGUUUUUUUAUAACUAAGCCCUAUUUCUCUGACUGUUUUUAAAAUAUGAAUUGUGUAAUUGGUCAGGUACUGUUGUUAAUUUAUUCUAUGAAUGGUUAUGCAAUGUUUGUAAUGUUGUGUUCAAAAUUUAACAAUUAGGUAAAAAAUAUGUCUGUAAAUAGUUUAAGUAUGAUGUGGCCUGUAAUGCAGGCAAAUUACUGAAUAGGCAACCAGCAAUUUCCUUUUAAAGUUUGAAAAUUUGUUAAAAAAUGCAAUAUAAGACAUAAUUAAGGUCCGUAUUUUUUUGUUUUAAUUCCAAACUAAAAUAAAUCUUAAAAACGUAUACUAAAUUGCUGUAUGCACCUAUAGUUGUUUUGGCAAUGUUCCGGUGAUCCAUGAAGUUAUUUUAUGACAGUUCAAGAUAUAGUCUAAAUACCUAAUUUGAUUACGAGUAUACUUAAUCAAAUUAGGUGGACUAUAAUAUGGGACUAUACUUGGAUGGAUUUACAGUAUAUACAACGGAUAAUGACAAUGAUGACAGUGUCCGUCCUAUUUUAAUCUUAUGGUGUUAAAAAUUGACACUUUUUUUAUCACGUCGAUAAAGCCACCCAUAAUACGCCUGCAGGUUCGGUUUUUGAACCAUCUUUUUGUUAAGUACACUUGUACAGAUAAUUUAAUUGAAUUUUGCACCGUGUUUAAAAAUUUCAUACAGCAUUCUAUUAAUAAAUUGGGUAGGUAUGCCUUUAUUGCGCAAAAAUUGGGAGAUUUUUCUUUGUGCCAAAUUUUCCAAAAAUACACUUAUAUUGAAAAUAUUUAUAGCUUGCCUAAUUAAAUUAAUUUGACGACGUCAAUGUUCUUUUGUAGGCAAUAUCUACCUACGCUUACUGUUUAUUCCUUAUAUUUGAACUCUUGGUAAUAUGAAUAUCCAGAAUAGGACCUUAAUUAAAAUUGCAAAUAAAUAAAACGAGUAAUAUAGAAUAGAACAGAAAGCGUUUAUUCGUGACAAACAAUUAAUAAAUAAAACAACAGGUAACACAAUAUCACGGUCACGAAAUAUGAUUAGCUACAGUCAAGGAUAAUAGAUAGUAUAGAGGGCUAUUGCGAAAGUAAAUUUUGUAGUCACGGUACAUUUACUGCCAUCUAUCGACACACGAUUAAAACUUAAAAUAUAAUUGGAAAUGUAUUAAUUAAUCAAAAUAUGUGUACGGAUAAAUGAUUUUUAAUUUUUAUUGUUCCAUACUGACCCAUGUUCUUUCACUGAUGUGUUAAAAUUGUUAAAUAUCAAACGGUGUUGUCAACGCCAUUUAGCCGAGAAUUGGCCAAAGGUAAUGGCGCCAUCUAUUCGAGAAUAACUUUUUCUUGAUUUCUGAGGCACGUUUUUUUCUUAGACUUUAUUUAUCUUAUACGGAGUUAUAUAUAUCUCUGCUACAGUCCAUGCUGAACCUAUAAAAUGUUUAUUUUUCUUCUCUUUGGUGGUUAUCAGAAAAUACAGUGCGCUAAGCUUAACCUCUUGUCUAUAUAAAGUUCGAGUUAUGAAUGGCUUUAUCCACGUGAUAAAAUAACUGUCACUUUUUAACACCGCGGGAUAGAAAGUGACGGAUACCGUUUUAUCACGUUGUCUCCUAGAUAAGAACGACCAAUAUACGGAGUGACCGAAUAUUUAAUCUUCUUUUUUACUUUUUUCCGAGAGCGAAUUUUUCUGCUCUAUAGAACACAGCCGAGGUUUGAAGACAACACAUAUGAAGGUUAAUGCUUUAUCCAAAAAUAUUUACUAAUGCCAUUAAUAACGCAUUAUAAACGAAUCAAGGCACAAUAGUAACUCGCUAUAUGAUUUACCGGCUCCGUAACUUUGUACAAAAUAAACUUACAUCGGAACACUGCUAAUAAAAAUUUCCGUCUCUUCUUUUGGAACAACUGGAUUUUUAGGCGUUUAUUUACGCUCUACCCCUGUCUAAAAAAAACCCCACACUAAGCCCCCAUUCGCACGGGAGCUUUGUUAACGCGCGUUAAAAAAGCGUUCGAAUGGCACAAAUGGAUACAUGUGUAUUUAUUCACACGAUGGCGGUGGCGCUUUUUAUUAAGCGUUGCUGGAUUUUCGACUUUUAGCCUUGGUCGUUAAGUCGAAUUUAGAGUAUGGACAGAUUCAAGCGCUUUUUUAACGCGCGUUGAAAAAGCUAUCGUGCGAAUGGGGCCUAAUAACGUCUUUCGAGCGUCGGGGUCUAGUCAGCGCUAUGGAAAAUGGUGUCGGUGCGCAGUUGCGCCAACGCGCAAUGUCGCGUCGAGCAGCAGCCAUAGAGUUGAUUAGAAGCCGACGCCGGAGACACUAUUAGUAUGGGGUCUCUAACGAAACUCAAACUUUUCUAAAUCCUACCUAAAUAUGCUAUCAAUGUCAAAAAACUGAAUGUCUCUGAAAACUAUUAUUUUAAGAUUAAAUAGUUGCAAUAUAAUUUUUAUUACAACUUUGGAAGAGUGCGUUCAACACACCCUACGACGACAUGAAUGACAAACUAACACGUUUUUUCAAUGUAAAGUAAUGAGUUCUUGUUGUUCGUCUGUAUUGAUAUUCUCCGAGUGUUUUAAUUUGAAAACUGAAGCCUUUCUCAUUCAGUUCCACAGUAAAAUCGAACAACGGGAGUCUUUUUAUUUCAGAAAUCCGAUAAGAAUUCCUGAAAGGUAUUUUGAAUGUUCUCGCUGUUCUGUAGGCCGAUUCAGUUUUUCCAAUUUGUUAUGGUUUUGAUCUUGAUAUGGUCAUACCCCAGAUUAACGGAUACAAUUUGUUUAAAAUAACUAACGCUUUUAAUUACUAAUAAUGUAUACUUCAAUGAAGAGUCACAUAUUUUAGUAUGACUUAGAAAUUGCUCGCUAUCGAUAUUGAUAUUGCUUGAAUCGAUAUUUAAUUAAUGACUAUUUAGCACUGGUACGUUUUUGUGUUAGAAAAACCGACUAUGGUUAUGAUAGUAGCUUAACCCUUUACCAGGCUAAGGGAUAUGUAUUUCCCACAUACGGCAAACACGUGGUCUAUUUCCGAUGAGUAAGACUGGUAAAGGGUGUUUAAUGACGCGACUUCAAGCGCAUUUCUAUCGCACCAAUCAGCGAGAGCUAUCGACAUAGGCGUACCCACAUGAGGCAAGGUGGGGCAGUUGCCCCACCCUGGUCUCUGACCAUAAGCUAAGAAUUUCUGUUUCAACCGAACCCUGUUACAACGUACCCAGCCUCCCCUACUUCUGUCCCACCCCUUAAAAAAUGCUGCGUACGCAUGGGCGUACGCCAUGGGGCUAUCGUCAAGGUCUUUACCACAAGAUCAAAACCGUAACAAAAUGUUAAAUCACAAUUGGUGUCCUGAACUCAGAAUGAAAUAAAUUAAUAAAAGAGAUGUUGCAUUACGUGCGUAGCAGUAACAAAAAAUGAAACAAAGCCUUUCGUGUUUUACUAUUUAAGCAAAAUAAUUUAUUUUUAAGUACCUAGUGAUAGCUUUCGUAUUUUAAUUAAGUUAAUUUGAAGAGCUUUAACUAUAUAUAUGUACAUUAGACAAAAGAUAUCGAGAUGACCAAAUAACUAAAAUAUGUAUACGAUAGGUUUCUACUUGCCAUAUUAUUCCGUCGUGUCAUACUAUACAUAUUUCACCGUGUCGUAUUAUAGGUACAAUUUUUGGUUGAAUCGAUGUCUUUUAAAAAUUGGCGCAACACAAAGCACUUAUAUGUGUUUUAGAAAUGAAUCUACUAAGAUUCCGUUAAUCAAGUAAAAUUUUAAAAGGAAAGUUUAAAUGUACAACACCUUCUGUUAACUUUCGAUGUAAAAGUUUCGAUAAGGUUUAAUAAAGUUCAUAUUAAAAUGG